Pecten maximus is the source of this 1771-nucleotide messenger RNA. Its product is annotated as thyrotropin-releasing hormone receptor-like. Gene Ontology annotation, biological process: G protein-coupled receptor signaling pathway. Bases 312 to 1535 code for a protein of 407 amino acids. Gene Ontology annotation, molecular function: G protein-coupled receptor activity. Gene Ontology annotation, cellular component: plasma membrane. The record is from RefSeq and is a predicted model, not a curated record. NCBI's taxonomy places the organism in Eukaryota, Metazoa, Mollusca, Bivalvia, Pectinida, Pectinidae. The transcript is spliced from 2 exons.
UCUGUCAUUUUGACUACAGAUCGACUGUUGGACUUGGUAUACUAUAGAUGGGAUCUAGUUGUAGUUGUGAAGAUCGUGUUGCUUCGUCUUUUUUAAAAUUAACACUCACUCAAGGAAGCAUCAGUGCAACUCUGAUUUUGUAUCAAUAAUUCUGUGAGAGCAACUUUGUCUUACUAUAUACAACAUUUUGAAAUUUAUAUUCUUUUGAAGUUGGAAAAACAGUGCAUUGUAUAUUAUCAGCGAGAGCCUGGCUGCCACGGAGAAGUCACUUACUACAGUUACAUUAAGAACGACAAGCAUUGACGAUAAGAAUGACGGACGACGACGAAUUCCUCAACAGGUUUCUUAACUCUGUGCUAAAGAAUGACAAUGGAUCUAAAAGGGACCCUUGCUCUACUUGGCAAUAUAGCAGCGAACGCCUUAAUGAGUCCAUGUUCAACGCAUCUACGGAUAUCAAUUGUACCAGAAACUUCGACCUAACAACCAUUUUUCAUAACAACCAAAGUCUUACGUGGGUCAAUAGUCAAAACAAGACAUCAAUCGGUCACGAUUUUUUCACAUACGUAACUCCAGUGAUUUUCACUAUUGGACUGGUAGGAAACAUACUGUCCCUUAGGGUAUUUCUCACGAAGAACAUGCGGAAACUGUCUGCAAGUGUGUAUCUCGCGGCGCUUUCUGUUGCUGAUCUAAUGGCACUAUGUUUCUAUGUCCUGACGGAGUGGAUCAGAAGGGGAAUCCCCUCCGGACACGGUCACGUGACAGCCGAGUUUCUUGAACAAAAUGGCAUCUGUCAGAUUCAUCUAUACUUACAGUACGUUUCGCGAUUUCUGUGUGCAUGGCUUGUCGCGUGUUUCACACUAGAGCGUUAUAUUGGAGUAUGUCAUCCACUCAAACGAAAGGAUAUCUGUGACGUCAGAUCGUCAAGGAAAAUCGUUUUGACCCUGAUCGUCCUGGCGUUCAUCCUCUGCUCCUUUAAACCUUUCAUGAGCGAAGUUCACGUUGUGGGAAACUUCAACGCGCCAACCUGCACGCGCAGUGAGACCCACAAGUAUCUGUCGUUCGUUUUCGAUUGUAUAUUCGGAGUAUCUAUCACUUUUCUGCCUUUCGUUAUCAUCACGGUACUCAACGGCUUCAUCAUCCGGAAGCUUUUCAUUCGGAACAGACGACAUCGAGAAUGCAAGGUGAUUACUGAGGAGAGCAUUAUCCGCCUGGAGUUUACCUUCAUCCUCAUCGCUAUAUCCUUCUGUUUUAUAGCGUUUAAUGUCCCAUACACCGUCGCAUGGUACAAGCUCUUCGUCUUGUCACGUGACCGAAUGGACAAGAUCGCCUUCUGGGAGACACAAGAUCUGCUCAACUUUACGAGAACAAUUUUUUACAUAAACUAUUGUAUCAAUUUUUUCCUGUACAGUGUCACCGGGGCCUACUUCCGGAAAGAGCUCAAGAUGUUGUUUACAUAUAAAAGUAAAGCGUACCAGAAUUAUCAUCGCUGUUCUGUGCAUAAUUCAAAUUCUAACACGCCACAGUCAUGGGUAUGAGCGGAACCGGAAAUUGAAAAAAGCUAAUUCCGGAAAGUUGACAGACCGGAUACUGAAAGGCGUGAAACGGUGGUUGUUAUCCAGCAGGCGUUAAAUAUUUAUUUGUUGAUUUUUAUCAGGACUAUUCAUCUUGGCCUUUAAUUGUAAUUGCUAGUUCUGGAGGUGGGGAUCAAUUAUCUUUUUUUCAGGCAUUGUACUCUUUGUAUCAGAAUCAUAUUAAAUUAUUCACAGCUGUA